Messenger RNA from Puntigrus tetrazona (Sumatra barb), 1993 nucleotides. It is a transcript of the gene ednrab, whose product is annotated as endothelin receptor type Ab. Bases 195 to 1454 code for a protein of 419 amino acids. The transcript is spliced from 8 exons. Gene Ontology annotation, biological process: vasoconstriction; G protein-coupled receptor signaling pathway; regulation of blood pressure. Gene Ontology annotation, molecular function: endothelin receptor activity. The record is from RefSeq and is a predicted model, not a curated record. Lineage: Eukaryota; Metazoa; Chordata; Actinopteri; Cypriniformes; Cyprinidae. Gene Ontology annotation, cellular component: membrane.
UUAAAGAUACUUGUCCUGUAGUUCUCUCUCACUCUCUCUCAGAUCUCUCAUCUCACCGGAUCUUUCUGGAUUUAGUCACUGAAGAUUCAGCUCAGUCCAUGAAGAGAGAAGGACGCAGACAGAAGAGUGUGUGAGCGUCUCCCUGAAGAGACUCUUUCCGGCCAAAUCCAGACAAUAGCACUCUUUGAUCCGCGAUGCGUCCCUCCGGAGUCCUGCUGGUGGCCGUCGUAUCCUGGGUGCUGAUUGGAGGAGGAAGCUGUCAAUCAAACUCAUCCGCUGCCCCCCCCGGCUCAGGUCAGCGGUCAAGCGGCGUGACCUCUGACCCCAGAGGGGCGGGGUCGGUCCGCGUCCGGCCGCUGUCGCUGCCCCCGGCGUGUCUGAGGAGGACGUACAUCGAGGGCUUGUUCAAAUACGUCAACACCGUCCUGUCCUGCCUGAUCUUCGUGGUGGGGAUGCUGGGAAACGCCACGCUGCUGAGGAUCAUCUACCUCAACAAGACCAUGAGGAACGGCCCGAACGCUCUGAUCGCCAGCCUGGCGCUGGGAGACCUCAUCUACAUCGCCAUCGACAUCCCCAUCAACGUCUACAAGCUGCUGGCGAUGCGGUGGCCCUUUGAUGACAGCAUGUUCGGUCUGUUUCUGUGCAAACUCAUGCCAUUUCUACAAAAAGCAUCAGUCGGAAUAACAGUCCUCAAUCUGUGUGCACUCAGUGUGGACAGGUACCGGGCGGUGGUGUCCUGGAGCCGUGUUCAGGGUGUGGGGAUCCCCGUGUGGACGGCGGUGGAGAUCGUCUGUAUCUGGCUGCUGGCUGUAGUUCUGGCCGUUCCGGAGGCCAUCGGCUUCAAAAUGGUCAGCUUCGACUACAACAACGUCACCAUCCGCACCUGCAUGCUGAAACCAGAGACGCCCUUCAUGACGUUCUACAGGGACGUGAAGGUCUGGUGGUUGUUUGGUUUCUACUUCUGCGUGCCGCUGGUGUGUACGGCCGUCUUCUACACACUCAUGACCUGUGAGAUGCUGAGCAACAGAAAGGGCAGCCUCAAGUUUUCUCUGAGCGAACACCUCAAGCAGAGGCGUGAGGUGGCGAAGGCUGUGUUUUCUCUGGUGCUCAUCUUCGCUCUCUGCUGGUUUCCGCUGCAUCUCAGUCGCAUCCUCAAGAAGAUGGUUUACUUCCAGAACGACGUCGGCCGCUGUGACCUGCUGAAUUUCUUGCUGGUGUUUGACUACCUGAGCAUAAAUCUGGCCACCAUCAACUCCUGCAUCAAUCCCAUAAUCCUCUACUUCGUCAGCAAGAAGUUCAAGAACUGCUUCCGGUCGUGUCUGUGCUGCUGGUGCUAUCCGGCCGGGUCUCUCUUGAGCGUCGUGCCUCUGAACGGGACCAGCUUCCAGUACAAGAGUCCUGAUCAGAACGGCCUGUCGGACCGGACCGCGCUGCGCAAGGACAGCUACAACUGACCUCACACACACACACACACACACACACACACAGAGACAUGGACAUGCGUAUUUAUAUUAUUAUAUCAAACUGUGUGCACACUAUUAAGACAAAGAAAGUGCUUCUUUUUUGGUGUAGUCAUCAUAUUUUGUAAACUUAGACGUGUUUUCAAUGAGCUGUAAGUGAUUUCCCAAACUGCCCAGCUAACAGGGAACGUUCUCAGAACGUUCCGGAAAGGUUUUCUCAAAGUUAUAAACAAACUCUCUUCCAUUAAGGUUCAUGGAACGUUCAUUUAAAGUUAUCUGGUCCUUAAUAACGUUCUCAGAACGUUCUGGAAAGGUUUUGUCGAGGUUAUAAACAAACGCUCUUCCAUGAACGUUUAUGGAACGUUUAUUUAACGUUCUCAGAAUGUUCUGGAAAGGUUUUCUCAAAGUUUAUGGAACGUUAAUUUGAAGUUAUCUGGUCCUUAAUAACCUUCUCAGAACGUUCUGGAAAGGUUUUCUCAAAGUUAUAAACAAACGCUCUUCCAUGAACAUUUCUGGAACGUUUAUUUAACGUU